AUGAAUCAAUAAAAAACGGAGAAUGAUUUAAAUUAGUAACCUGGAUUAGAUUCCUUCCUUAAAACAUGGUGGUAAUCACAUCUAUUUGGAACAAAACUUAUCUUGACAAUUUCAACAAUUUUUGGAUUAAUUGAUUUAUUUACACAUUAUGCCUUUGACAUCCUGAGUAAUUCCCCAGAUUCAACAAUGCCUUUUUAAAUAUAGAGAUUGUUUUUUGCACAUUUUGUUCAUUGUAUACUUCAAUUUCAUAAUAUUUUCUAGAUUACAGUAUUGAUAUGAUAUUAGCUAUCAUAUGCAUUUCUAAUAGAUUGAAAGACUUUGAAAGCAAGAGUGGCACAGUUUAAUUCCUUAUCAUAAUUUUUAUUGUAGGUUUUAUCACUUAAGUAUAUAAACUAAUAAAAUUUUAGUCAAUUUGCCUCCUAUUACAAUUUGUCUUAUCAUUUAUUUACCCUCCCUUCUCUUACGCACCAGCCUAUAGUUUAUGGAACUUUGCCAUAUUUUUCAUUAUUCAAGAGUAUCAACUAUCAUUUUAUUUAAAGUUGUCUUAUGAUACCUAAUGGUCAAAGUAAAUUCCUGAUUUUUCCAAUGUAACUAAAAAAUAAAUAUUAUCCGAUUUUAUUUGUUGCUCUCUUUAGUUUAAUCCAGCAAUCUUUGACUUUUAUUAGCUCAUCCAUAGUGGCUGUCGUUUACUAUAUAUAUUAGGAGAAUUUUAACUUCUUGCCAGCAGUAUUAACUCAUUUUUAUUAAGACCAUUUAAAAAAUCGAAAAUGGAAUAAUAUUUAAACAUUUUAUAGAAAAAAUUGAUUUUAAAAGAAUUUCAAAUUAUUAAGAUCAAAUAGAAUUGAGUGUUGAUUCCAGAGAUAUACCAUAGAUUUAAACACCUCCUGCCAAGUUUAAAUAAUAGAUUUAUAUUAUAGAUUAACAAUUGAAGGGAGUGCUCCAUUUCCUCCAUCUCUUUUAUUUCAAGAAUUGAAGAAGCAAUUGAAUGCUAAAGGUGCCAAAACUCAUGAGAGAGUAUAAGAAGUGGAAGAAUAAAAAUAAAUUGAAUAAAAGACAGAGGAGUACGAUUUAUGA
Molecule: messenger RNA, 1074 nt
Organism: Paramecium octaurelia
Lineage: Eukaryota; Ciliophora; Oligohymenophorea; Peniculida; Parameciidae
Source: the annotation of a GenBank genome assembly